Messenger RNA from Penaeus indicus, 2630 nucleotides. RefSeq names its product gastric triacylglycerol lipase-like. Lineage: Eukaryota; Metazoa; Arthropoda; Malacostraca; Decapoda; Penaeidae. The record is from RefSeq and is a predicted model, not a curated record. The coding region runs from base 378 to 1637 and encodes 419 amino acids. Gene Ontology annotation, molecular function: hydrolase activity, acting on ester bonds. The transcript is spliced from 9 exons. Gene Ontology annotation, biological process: lipid metabolic process.
AUCCACAACCGACGCAUCCGGACGAGCGACCACAGUAACCGAGGGCAGUACGCUUGAACUCCUGCCUCUGACUCACGUAAAUAUGCAAAUGCCCAAAUCUCAAGCGUAUUUAAGCCGAUGACGACUCGCAGGAGGUGACAGUCGGACAGGCAGGAGGAGAAGAGAGUGUGACAAGCCUCCGGAACUUGUUAAAAAAAAAAAAAAAAAAAAAUCAACGGCGAAAACGACAAACUUCCUUUUGUCUUCGUCAUCUCUGGGGAUCUUUAAGGCUUCUGAAUUUCUGUGGCUGCCAAGGAAGUGAAAAAAAACUGCACAUUCUGAGUCCAGUUUUGCCUCAGCUUUUAUUUGAGGGAGGUUGUUUACCCUGCCUUUGGACUAUGGGUCGUGGUGGUACGUUGUUCAUAGUGUGGAUCUUGUGCUUUGCGAGAGGAAAUUCGCUGGAACUUGAACUCGGAGAUGAACUUGAACUCGGAGAUAACCCUGAUAUUUAUCUGAGUGUGCCGCAGCUGAUUGCAAAAUAUGGCUACCCUGUCGAAGUGCACCACGUGACCACAGACGACGGCUACAUUCUGGAACUCCACCGAAUCCCACACGGGCGCAAGGCUAGCCACAGCUCCCUCCAUGAGCAGAAUCACAACACCUUCGAAAAUGAAGUCACCGGGAGGAUGCCCGUGUUCAUGCAGCACGGCCUUAUGUCUUCGUCGUCCAGUUGGGUUCUUGGCCCAGUCGAUAAAGCUCCAGCGUACAUGAUGGCCAAUGCUGGGUAUGAUGUGUGGCUGGGCAACGCGCGAGGGAACCGGUAUUCUAAGAACCACACCCAUUUGUCACCGAAAGAUAAACAAUUCUGGGACUUCAGUUGGGAUGAAAUGGCUGAGCAUGACAUACCUGCUGUGAUAGACUACAUUUUAGAGGAAACAAAACAUUCUCAGCUGUACUAUAUUGGACACAGUAUGGGCACCACCAUCUUCUACGGAUGCAUGUCCAGUCACCCUGAGUAUAACAAAAAGAUUAAGGCGAUGUUUGGGCUUGGACCGGUAGCCACUGUGAAGCAUAUUAUAAGUCCUAUCAAGUACCUGGCCCCUUUUGCUAAUGAUAUACAUAUUUUGUUAAAUCUACUUGGUGAUUACGAGUUCCUGCCUUACAACCGGAAGUACGUGGAGUGGACGGAAUUCUUAUGCACUCACUUCAGGUACGAGAAGCUUAUGUGCCGGGACGCGCUUUUCUUCCUGUGUGGAUUCGAUGCUCAUCAGUUCAAUAUGACUUGGCUUCCUGUCAUUCUAAGUCAUGGAGCCGAGGGAACAUCCACAAUGACUGUAGUUCAUUAUGCACAGGAAGUUAACACAGGGGCAUUUGAACACUACGAUUUUGGAAAGUCAGAGAACUUGAGGAGGUAUCACCAACCAACUCCACCAAAGUACAACCUGAAAAAUGUGACGGCACCAGUGGCUCUGAUCUGGGCGCAGAACGAUUGGCUGGCUGAUCCAGAAGAUAUUGUGUACCUUGCCUCAGAACUUCCAAAUUUGGUCAUGAAUGUAAAGAUGCCGUUGCCCGAUUUCAACCACAUGGACUUCAUCUGGGGAAUUGAUGCAGAUAAACUUGUCUACAAACGAAUCCUGAAGUAUAUGAAAUUCUUCUAAUCAGAAUGAAUGUUGAGAUAUUGGUUUAUUGCAAUCUAUGGUAUAGAUUGUGUGUAAUGCUUCAUUCCGUUGAUGUAUGGCACAUUUUUGUGUAGAUACAUAAAGAUUAUUAUAUAUUGUAUAUAUGAUUUAGGUAUCAGUUUACUGUGAAAUUGUUAUACUUAUAACAGUAUUACUUUUAGUCCCCAUUAUUCUAGAAUUUCGAAUGAGAAUAAGCUUACAGAAAUAUAGGUGUAUGCUUUAAGAAUACCAGUGGUCACAAAGAAAGGAAAAAAUUGUGGAAGUUAUUUUGACAAUACCAGUGGUUACAACAGACUUUACAAAAUUGGUAUUUUCUGACAGUUAUGACUUCCUAAUCUUUUUUACUUUGUUGAAAGUAUUUCUGGCAAGAGAAUUUUGAAGGAAUCAUAUUAUACAGAAAUUUCAGUUCAUGCUUAAGAGGAUGUGAGUAAGACUUCUCUCCCAAUGGUUUUUAUUUAUUAGUAUUUUUGAAAUCUGUUUUAUAUUAUUUAUUAUUUCAUGAGUACUUUGGUGUUAAGUACUUGAGAAGUUGCUAAUAGAAAACAAAAAAUAGUCACGAGGUUCUUAAAACCAUAGAUGCGAAUUUAUGAUUGUAUUGGCUGCCAAAUGUAUGUUUGUGUGAUUCGUAUAAAUAUAUGGAUGUGUAUGAGUGUGUAUAUCUCUCUCUAUAUCUAUAUCUGUAUCUGUACACAUACACACAAAAAAAACACACACACACAAAUGCAUAUACAUGCAUAAAAUCCUGUGUAUUUGAAUAUAACACAUACACUUUCUUUGGUUAAAGAAUAAAUAUAUAUUCUUUCUCUUUCUAGUCUUAUCCAAAAGCAGGAAUAAUUGUAAGCCAGAAAUGCCAAAUAGUGCCAGAUAUUGUGUAAAACAUAUACUUUGUAGUUCAGUGAAAUUAUACAGAAAUCUCUUUGUAUGUGCAUGGUUCUGAAAGUGUAUUUAAAAUAAAAGAGUAUAUGCUUAUUG